ACUGCGGACACAGUGCAGGGGAUGACCAGAGACUGCGGACACAGUGCAGGGGAUGACCAGAGACUGCGGACACAGUGCAGGGGAUGACCAGAGACUGCGGACACAGUGCAGGGGAUGACCAGAGACUGCGGACACAGUGCAGGGGAGUGACCAGAGACUGCGGACACAGUGCAUGGAUGACCAGAGACUGCGGACACAGUGCAGGGGAUGACCAGAGACUGCGGACACAGUGCAGGGGAUGACCAGAGACUGUGGACAGUGCAGGGAAUGACCAGAGACUGCGGACAACAGUGCAGGGGAUGACCAGAGACUGCAGACAGUACAGAAGAUGACCAGAGACUGCAGACA
This is a messenger RNA of Staurois parvus, 348 nucleotides long. Lineage: Eukaryota; Metazoa; Chordata; Amphibia; Anura; Ranidae. The record is from the annotation of a GenBank genome assembly.